Messenger RNA from Chaetura pelagica (chimney swift), 942 nucleotides. RefSeq names its product proline rich 16 (gene PRR16). Lineage: Eukaryota; Metazoa; Chordata; Aves; Apodiformes; Apodidae. The transcript is spliced from 2 exons. The record is from RefSeq and is a predicted model, not a curated record. The coding region runs from base 1 to 942 and encodes 313 amino acids. Gene Ontology annotation, biological process: positive regulation of translation; positive regulation of cell size.
AUGCUGGCCAACAUUAAGGUGACCCUGCUGCUGGCCAAGGUCAUGUCCAUCAAUGACGGUGGUAGUGCCCCUGGUACAGUGUAUUUAAGAAGUGGGAAGAAGACCUGUGCAGAAAAGCAGCCAGAUGAUAAGAGUGGGAUGGGGCAAGCUUUUCUCACUGUGUUCACUCUGGCUGUUGCGCAGGUGGUUGACCAGAUUGACACACUGACGUCUGACCUGCAGCUGGAGGAUGAGAUGACUGAUAGUUCCAAAACGGACACACUCAACAGCAGCUCCAGCAGCACAACAGCUUCCAGCUUGGAGAAAGUCAAGGUGCGGGGCAGCGCACCCCUCAUCAAGCCCCCCUCGCACCCCUCUGCUAUCCUCACCGUGCUGAGGAAGCCAAAUCCACCCCCUCCUCCACCACGGCUGACGCCCAUCAAGUGUGAUGAGCCUCCAAGGCUGCCUCCUUCAGCCAAACCUGUCAAGACUAAUGGUACCCUCCUGCGAAACGGGUGCUUGCCCGUGGGGUCCAGCCGCAUCCCAAACGGAGAGAUGUGCUGCGUGCCAAGCAGUAACUUAGAGAAAGCUGUGAUGCAGCCUCUGACGCACAGACCUGAGAAAGAGCGGUGUUCUCAGCCAGGAGCCAGGGAACGGGUACGAUUUAGUGAAAAAGUGCAGUACCAUGGCUAUUGCCCUGACUGUGAUGUUCGGUAUAACAUUAAAAACAGGGAGGUGCACUUGCACAGUGAGCCUGCCCAUGCUGUGGGAAAGCUGCCACACCAGUGCCCUCCUCUGCCCCCUCCACCACCUCCUCUGCCUCCAUUUCCUCUGGAUAAUGGAGGGUUGGGGGUAAGUCCUAGUAAUAGCUUUCCUCCUCCGAGACCUGCAACUGUGCCUCCACAAACUGCGCCAAAACCCCAGAAGACCAUCUUGAGAAAAUCAACCACUACAACAGUGUGA